AACGUUUGUCAAUAAAGAUAUACAAACGUACAAAACUGAUGUUCGCGCGUGCGCAUGAAUGUUUAAAUUGUGAACGGCGUGACCUAAACGUUAAAUAUUUGUCUGAAGACAUAUUUUCUGAGUGUUUGACCAGCUGUCCAGCAGGAGGAGGUGAGUGUUUGAGGGUGAGUGAAUCCAUCUCCCCGCAAAGAUGGAUUUCCAACACAGAGCUGGGGGCAAGACUGGGAGCGGUGGGGUGGCAUCCUCCUCGGAGAGCAACCGGGACAGGCGAGAGCGGCUCCGCCAGCUGGCCCUGGAGACCAUCGACAUCAACAAGGACCCCUAUUUCAUGAAGAACCACCUGGGCUCUUAUGAGUGUAAGCUGUGUCUGACACUCCACAACAAUGAGGGCAGCUAUCUGGCCCAUACACAGGGAAAGAAGCAUCAGACUAAUUUAGCGAGAAGAGCAGCUAAAGAAGCAAAAGAAGCCCCUGCCCAGCCAGCCCCCGAAAAGGUCAAGGUUGAGGUCAAGAAAUUUGUGAAGAUUGGUCGACCGGGAUACAAAGUAACCAAGCAGAGAGAUCCAGAGAGUGGGCAACAGUCUUUACUUUUCCAGAUUGAUUACCCAGAGAUAGCAGAGGGCAUAGGACCCAGGCAUCGCUUCAUGUCUGCAUAUGAGCAGCGCAUCGAGCCCCCAGACCGUCGUUGGCAGUACCUUCUACUGGCUGCAGAACCCUAUGAGACCAUCGCCUUCAAGGUGCCAAGCAGAGAGAUUGAUAAAGCCGAGAGUCGCUUCUGGACCCACUGGAACAAAGAUACAAAACAGUUCUUCCUCCAAUUCCACUUCAAGAUGGAGAAAUCCCUCGCUCCACCCAGCGGACCCGUACCCCCCAUGGGUGUAAAACGUCCCCCUCCCCUGAUGAGUGGGAUGGGGCCUCGACCCCCCAAUGAGGCCAUGCCCCCUCCACCCCCAGGGGGGAUGCAUAUGCCCCCCUUGCCCCCUGGUGCCCCUGGCCCUCCCCAGAUGCACCACCACCAUCAGAUGCAACACGGUGGCCCCGGGAUGGGCAUGCCACCCCCGAUGAGACCCCCGCUCCCCUCUGACGGUCAUGGAGGAAUGCCCCAUCAAAACAACUGAUCUCCAACCAGCCCCUCAUCAUUCUGUUAGAUUAUGUUUGCCUAUCGUUUGGUUGCUAUUACACUACAGUGCUCCGUCAUUGGACUGUGUCAAGUGGACUGUUUCAACGUCCAAUAUACAGUUUCUAAACUGGAUGAAACGUUGUUUACCCACAUGCUUUUCUACCCAUGGACCAUAUUCAGUAGGUUUUGUACACAGUUGCCAAUGAUUUUUUUUUUUUGUCAUACUGAAAAUUGUCUCUGGCAGCAUCCACACUAGCAUACUACUCAGAAUGAAGCAGUGUACAUGUAAUGGUCAUGCAUUCUAAAUGUUCAGCUAGUGUGGAUAUUGUAAGGUAGUCAUUGGUUGUUUUGGGAGUACUGUAAUAGCACCAGUAUGAAUAGCUUCCCCUGUAUUGUAGAUGUUGAGCCUUCUGUAUGAAACAACAUCUUUGUGAAGAUCCACAACUCAUCUUUUUUUUAAGAGUUAUUUUUUUUAAAUAAUAAAAGUGAGUUGUAUCUUA
This is a messenger RNA of Coregonus clupeaformis (lake whitefish), 1619 nucleotides long. RefSeq names its product splicing factor 3A subunit 2. Gene Ontology annotation, molecular function: nucleic acid binding; zinc ion binding. The transcript has 8 exons. Lineage: Eukaryota; Metazoa; Chordata; Actinopteri; Salmoniformes; Salmonidae. Gene Ontology annotation, biological process: spliceosomal complex assembly. The coding region runs from base 191 to 1117 and encodes 308 amino acids. Gene Ontology annotation, cellular component: U2-type prespliceosome; catalytic step 2 spliceosome; U2 snRNP. The record is from RefSeq and is a predicted model, not a curated record.